Molecule: messenger RNA, 1003 nt
Organism: Doryrhamphus excisus (bluestripe pipefish)
Lineage: Eukaryota; Metazoa; Chordata; Actinopteri; Syngnathiformes; Syngnathidae
Source: RefSeq, a predicted model, not a curated record
GGAAGACCAUAGGUGUGCUAUCUGUGUCGCCAUGGUAACGCAUAUCGAAUGACAUGCCGGCUUGGACUUUAACCGGGGUGGAGGGUCAGGUGACGGAAAGGAAAUUCUGUUCUUCCUGGAGAGAAGCAAACGUGGGGGGAAAAUGGCUAAGUUCUUCACUCCGGUUCAAAUCAACGAGCUGAAAGAAUGCUUCUCCUUGUAUGACAAGAAGGAAAAGGGAAGGAUUGAUGCCAAGGACCUGAUCACCGUCAUGCGCUGCCUGGGAACAAGUCCCACACUCGGGGAAAUUGAAAGACACCUUCAAGUACACAACAUUGGAGCAGCGGGCAGCUUGGACUUCUCCACGUUCCUGACCAUGAUGCACCGUCAGAUUCAGCAGGAAGACCCAAAGACGGAAAUCCUGGAGGCGCUGAGGAUGACAGACAAGCAGAAGAAAGGAUUCAUUGAGGCCUCGGAGCUGCGAGCCAAGCUCACCAUGCUGGGAGAGAAACUUAGCCACAAAGAAGUGGAUGAGCUGUUCAAAGAAGCAAACAUCAAGUCUAAUGGAAUGGUUAACUACGAAGAGUUCACCCAAAUGGUCACCCUGCCGCCGGUGGAUUACUGAUGUCAGCCAUGAAAGAUCCUGAUCUGCUUGUGUCUUCAUGUUUUUCACACCACGACUUCUGUCACUUUUAAAGGGCCACUGACAUGAUGGACCAACUUUGCUUGAAUAUGUUCUAUAUUAUUUGUAAUUACGUUCUGCCUUGUUUGUUUCUGAAAGCGAAGCGUAAAAGGGGGCGUUUCCCAAGUGACGUCAGUGCAGUGUACACAAAGCUCGUCGACUGCUUUCACUAUCGUUUCAUCAAUAAAUAACGACGUCAAAGUGAGUCACGUCUUAUUUACAUAUCUUACGGUAACCACUGUCGCCAUAGCAACAAGCAUCCAAAGCAUUUUACAUGUUAUAUAACACUUUUGACUUCAGGACAAAGAAACAACAACUUAACUACCGCUCCCGUCCCAUAAA